CUUCCCUUCCCUUCUGGUGCUCGGCAGUCGGAUUCAAGCGAAGAUGCCGCUGGAGAGGCGAGCGUAAAAGCGGGCGAGACAAAGAAACCGGGCGGAGGCGCUCCGUUGCUUACCUUUAUUUCUCCCUCCAUGGGAGUCGCACCAAGCCGAAGCCGCCGCUGCGGUAUCGCGUAUGGAGGCAGAGCAACGUGAUUGAGCUGGGCUGGAAGUUCAGACGAGAUGGAGCCGAGCAGAAAUUCCUCCUGCUGAGACCCUCCCACGUCGUCGUCCUUGCUGCAGGGCCCCUUUUUGCUCUCAGGGCAUUUAUUCUGUUGUGAUUCUUAAGGGGGAAAAUCUGUCAAUGUUUAGCCUUUGGCUGACUUGCUGCUUGCCUUGGGGGACAAUUCUUCUGGUGCUUGGGGAGCCGGCUGGAGGAAGCCAGCUCAGUCCGGAGAAUACUGUAGUAUGGGGGCCCGGUCUCAGGGCCGAUGUGGUGCUCCCUGCUCGGUAUUUUUAUAUCCAGUCUGUGGACGCUGAGGGGAAGAGGUUUACUGUCUCUCCAGGUGAAAAUGCCUUUCAGGUGAAGAUCACAGCUCCUGAGGAGCAGUUCACACGGGUCGGUGUGCAAACAUUGGACAGGAAAGAUGGCUCCUUUAUUGUGAGGUACAGAAUGUAUGCAAGCUACAAAAGCCUGAAGAUUGAGGUUCAAACCAAAGACAAACACGUUGCUAAAUCUCCAUACAUCUUAAAAGGUCCCGUUUAUCAUGAGAACUGUGACUGCCCUCAGGAAGACGGCAGUGCUUGGCUGGAAGAGAUGAGCUGCCCUCAAGUCAUUCCACAGAUCCAGAGAGACUUGGCACAAUUUCCUGCCGUAGACCCUGAUAAGAUCGCCAAAGAAAUUCCACAGCGGUUUGGCCAGAGACAGAGCUUGUGCCAUUAUACCAUAAAAGACAACAAGGUUUAUAUAAAAACCCAUGGUGAACAUGUCGGCUUUAGGAUUUUCAUGGACGCCAUCCUGCUUUCUUUGACUAGAAAAGUAAAAAUGCCUGAUGUGGAGUUUUUUGUCAAUUUGGGUGAUUGGCCUUUGGAGAAAAAGAAAUCCUCUCAGAACAUCCAUCCCAUAUUUUCCUGGUGCGGAUCCACUGAUUCAAAAGAUAUCGUAAUGCCCACUUAUGACUUGACAGAUUCUGUUUUAGAAACAAUGGGCCGAGUAAGUCUGGACAUGAUGUCUGUUCAAGCAAAUACUGGGCCACCAUGGGAAGAAAAGAACAUUACAGCAAUCUGGAGAGGUCGAGACAGUCGUAAAGAGAGGCUCGAACUAGUCAAGAUAAGCAGAAAAUUCCCAGAAAUCAUUGAUGCAGCUUUUACCAACUUCUUCUUUUUCCAGCAUGAUGAAAGUCUAUAUGGCCCUAUUGUGAAGCACAUAUCCUUUUUUGAUUUCUUCAAGUAUAAAUACCAAAUUAAUAUUGAUGGCACAGUGGCUGCAUACAGGCUGCCUUAUCUUCUAGCAGGAAACAGCGUCGUGCUAAAGCAGGAUUCCAUCUACUAUGAGCAUUUUUAUAACGAGUUAGAACCUUGGAAACACUACAUUCCAUUUAAAAAUGACCUAAGUGAUCUCUUAGAGAAACUGCAGUGGGCCAAAGAUCAUGAUGAAGAAGCAAAGAAUAUUGCAAAAGCGGGGCAAGAGUUUGCAAGAAAUAACCUCAUGGGAGACCAUAUAUUUUGCUACUACUUCAAACUUUUCCAGGACUAUGCCACGCGGCAAGUGAAUGAGCCAAAAAUUAGAGAAGGCAUGGAGAAAGUGGAGCAGCCGAGUGAUGACCUCUUCCCUUGUAACUGCCACAGAAAAAAGGUCAAAGAAGAACUUUAACAGAAAGAAACAGCUUUGGAUUUUAGGUAUCUUCAAAGGAGAACAGGAAGACAAGGUGUGCAAUAGUCUGGAUGACUUCUUUUGAGCAGUAUUACGAAAACCUUGUUUUUUUAUCUUUUUAAAAAAUAAACAUACUUUCU
This is a messenger RNA of Eublepharis macularius, 1989 nucleotides long. RefSeq names its product protein O-glucosyltransferase 2 (gene POGLUT2). NCBI's taxonomy places the organism in Eukaryota, Metazoa, Chordata, Lepidosauria, Squamata, Eublepharidae. The record is from RefSeq and is a predicted model, not a curated record. Gene Ontology annotation, cellular component: endomembrane system. The transcript is spliced from 10 exons. Gene Ontology annotation, molecular function: glucosyltransferase activity; protein binding. Bases 341 to 1849 code for a protein of 502 amino acids.